UAAGUGUGGUUCACAGAAGCCAGCCAUGAUAAUAAGAAAACCAGGGGUGCAAUUCUGUGUUGCCACAGUAGUAUUUCUUUCCUUUGCUGUAUUUCAUUCAGGUGAGAUUCAAAAUAUAUUUGUGUUGUUGUACUUGUUUGAUUAUAAACUAUUAGAAGUGGUACCAUACCUGUCUCAGGUAUUGAUGAAAAUAUUUAAUCAGGUUUAAAACAUGAGGCAUGACCAAGUGGUUCAAUAAGUAACUAGUACAGUGAUAUUUUCCUUCUGAAUAAAUAUUGCUAUUUUAAUUUGUCACUAUAAAUGCAAAGUGAUUACAAUGUAUUAGUUUGGCAUCUAAUUAUUUUUGAAUGUGUCUCUUGCAGAUGGCCUAGCAGUUAUGUCUGUGGAUCUAGGAAGCCAGUUUAUGAAAAUUGCUAUAGUAAAGGUAGCAAAAUUUAUUUUGCAUCAAAAUCUGCUGCAACGUUACAUGUACCUUGGGCUAAUUUUCUGAUACAUUAGGGACCUAAAGAUACACCGUUUCUACCUAUGGGUGUGGGUAGUUCAACAUGUUUGCUACGUAAUUAUAGAAAAGUUCGCCUUGAUUUCCCAGGUACAGAUACAGAUACCAUGAUAAUGGCAUCACCGUUCUACCUGGUAGCCUACCUGUUUCUCUGGGGUAAGAGGCAGUCUACCCAUAUUUAUGGCUACAUGUAUGGGUAAUUUACCCUUACCCAUACAUACAGAAAUGGUGUAUCUUAAGGUCUCUAUUAACAUGGAGUUUUUGAAUUUCAGCCUGGUGUACCAAUGGAAAUUGCACUAAAUCAGUAAGUUGUUUUUUCACUGUGAAAUUAGUAGUAAGUCGUAGUAGUGAUUAAUGUUAGCAGAACUGUAAAGGAAAAAGGUGACAAUUGUGUUUUUCUCACAAACACCGUUGGGACCCACAUGAAUCAUGUGACUUUUGGCGGGCAGUUGUAUUUGCUGUUGUCUGCCACUUCUGGCUUUUUCCCAGCCACUCAUCACCCAAAAAGUUCAAAUUAGUACUUGUAUAUUUGGUAAUCUAUCUUUUAUACAAACCUGCUAUUCAUUUAAUUUCCCCUUUUGAAGAAAUGUUGAGUUUACAAUAUAAAAGUCAGGCUGUGAUGACAGGUACAAAACAUGAGCUAGAUCAACUCAUUUACAUACCAGGGAAUUCCAUAAAAUAAUAUUGCAUACCUGUAUAGUCUGAUAUGAGUUGAUCUGCCCCAAGCUUUGUACCUGCCCAGGCUACAGAGGUCAGUUUUGCUUGGCAGCCAGUGGCAUGAGAGAACGGUCAAUUUGGCAUUCUCUAUAAAUAUCUUUGAUUGAUGUUCUCACAUAAAGUCAACCACAUUUUUUAGGGAAUCAAGAAGAAAAACACCUGUUGCAGUUUCCAUGAAAAAUAAUGAGCGUUUAUUUAGUGAUGGUGCCAUGACAGUGGUAUGUAUUAACUAAAUGGUAUAAUAAUAGCAACUGUUUCAAUCCUUAUAUUGGCUGAAGAAACACUUGCAAAAAUCGCUCUAUGUGUAUUAUCCUAAGAAUUAAAUAAAAAGUUCUGCUAAAGAGGCUUCAUUUCAAUGCUAACACUAUAAGAUUAUCGUUCUCAAGUCUUUAAUCCUUUAACCCUUUAAGUCCCAGUAGUGACCAACAUCAAUUUUCUCCUAAAAAUAUCCUUACAAUGUCAAGAGAUUAGGUUAUGAGAAUUAACAAAAUGAUCAUCUGAGAGACAACGCUCUUGUCUUUUAUCAAAUUCUCUCAACCCAUCCAUGAAGGAAAUGUAUAGAGAUCAGUUUGGAGAAUUUGUAUGUGGAUAUUGGGGCUUAAAGGGUUAAACCCCAGUAUCCACAUACAAAUUCUCCAAACUGAUCUGCAUACAUUUCCUGAAAGAAUGAGUUGAGAGAAUUUGAUAAUAGAUCAAGGUAUUUUUUCUUGGGUGAUCACUUUAUUAAUUCUCAUAACCUAUCUGUUGACAGUGUAUGGAUAUUGUUAGGAGAAAAUUUAUCUUGGUCACUAUUGCCACUUAAAGGGUUAAGUUAGAGUAAAAAAUAAUCUUGCUAUAGUGUUGUCUAAGAAUGAAGGGGUGAACUCAUUUCCUAAUAAAAAUAAUUGUUAUUAAGAGUUGUUUUUCCAAGAUAAAGAUAAAAGUUGCUAGCAGGUGCAGUGUAAAUAUAAUGAUUGAUUAUUCAUUUUUUAUUAUUGGUUUCUCCUUAAUGGUAGAACUGAAUAUUGAACUGAGUUCUUCUGUAAAUUAUCCUGUCAAAACUAUCUUCCAAUCCAGCAGAAGUCUGUUCCAUGUAGAUUAUUUCUUAUGAUUGGUAUCAUAUUGAGUGUUUAUCGGUCUUUAUUUAUUUAUUUAUUUAUUUUACUUUUUUUGUUGCAGGCUGUUAAGUACCCAAAGAAUUCUUACAUUUUUGUGCAAGAUCUUCUUGGUAAAAAGAUUAAUAAUCCACUGGUCCAGCAGUAUAAACAAAGGUGUGUUUAUUUGUGAAUUGAAGUAUUUGAUUAAAUAUGCAAGAUAAUAAUAUCACUGUUCCAAAAUUAAAAAUGUAGGACAGAAGUCUGGCAAAGUUUAUUGUCUUUUCUAAGAUCAGAUUUCCAAUCCUUUUCUGUGUUUGUGUUUAAAUUACUAUGUUAAUGAUUGAUAUCUGCUUUCCGGGCCAGAUUUCCAUGGUAUGAUCUUGAAGAAGAUAAAGAAACCGGAACUGUUGUUUACCGGCAUGACAGUGAGACCACCUUUACUCCUGAGGAAAUUCUUGGCAUGAUCCUAAAUCAUUCCAGAGGUAUCGCUGAAAAGUUUGCAGGUAAGACUUGCAAGUCAAGUUUCUUUGUUCAGGGUUCGAAAUAACAGCUGAUGAUAAGACAAUCUCCGGCUAAGAUGACUGUUUGUCUGGACAAACUUCCUGUUUGCCAGUCAUUUUGACUGGACAUGUAAAUAAGUGACCAGAAGAAAAAUACAUUUUCACCCCAUUUUUCACAUCUUUCAAAAGGACAAGCAUUUUUUUGACUUUAUGUUUUGGUUGUUAGGCUAGUAUGUACAUUCAAGUUAUUAUUGGGUUAUUGUCUGCAAAGUAAUAGUUGCUUGCAAACUUAACUCUCUGUACAUCUUUCCAGAUCAUCCAAUGAAAGAUGUGGUGAUAACAGUUCCUUCAUUUUUCAACCAGGCCGAGAGACGAGCUGUUAUCAGGUAAGAUUUGGUGUCUGUGUAUGUUGUAGGUAAAAUCCCUUCUCAGGUUAAACAAGAAUUUUCUUUUUCACCUACAAAAUAAUAUGGGCUAUGAACAAAGGAAAUCCUUAUUCAAAAUAUGGUAAGUUGAAUACUGACUUGUAACUGACCCUGCUAUCUGUGAGUUUCUCAGUCGCUCAGUGGAUGUCAGUGGACAUUGUGACAGUGCUUUCCAUUCAACCAAAACUUUCUAAAAUUUGGAAACAGCAGCAAAUGGUACAGAAAGUUCCUGGAAAAUUUUCCAGUAAUCCCGGAAACUGCUGAAUUUCCGAAAUGCAAACCUUUCAACCAAAAAUUCUAGAAAUUCUGAGAGUAAAGUUUAAUUGAUAGAAAACUUCCGGUAGCAUGCAAAGAAAGUAGUGUCCGAUGGCCUGGGGCUUCUGGAUUUUGUUAUUGGGCUAGUGAAUUGUGUUAUCAACUUGCCUAACGGGCAGGUAAAGUUAUUUGAGGAAUUCAAAUUACAGAAGAACUGUGAAAUCAAUCUGCUCAUCAAUACGUUUUUGGGGCUAGUUGAAAUGAUGUUUGGGAUACUAAAUGUUAGCUUCAGUUUGCCUAAAUGGCAAGCUGUAAAAAUGACUUUCUUUGCACCCUGUCUGGGAGAAAAAUUUUGAAAAUUUGGGUAUACCUUGCGAGGUUGUGCUUUUUUUGGAAAUUUUUGAAAAUGCUGUUCCAUUCGCUAAUGGAAGUUGACGAAAAAUCAAAGUGGAUGUUUUGGUUGAGUGGAAAGCACCCUUUGUUAACAGGUUGGAAUAUUGUCAAGGAUUUGCAAGUUUUUUCUUUGUCCUGUUUACUUGCCUGCGGAUUAUCUGUCUUGCAAAUAUCAGUCCACCCCCAACACUUAUUAUUGUACAAUACUGUGUUUUUUAGGGCUGCAAAGUUGGUUGGUUUAAAUGUUCUGCAGCUGAUGAAUGAAAACACUGCAGGUUAGUUUAGGAAAACUGAGAAUAAUCUUGUUGAGUUAAUGAUUUGUGGUUUAUUUGAUUACAUAUCUUAAUUCUAUACUGUUUGUCUGUUAUUUCAGUUGCCCUUCAUUAUGGAGUGUUCCGCCGCAACUCGUUUAACACAACUGAAAAGGUAACAAAAAAUAACGGUUUGACAGACAUGUUUAGUCACUAUUAGGCAGUCAACCUCUAUUUAGUCACCAGUUAUCGGAGUACAGUGGAACCUCGAUACAAUGAAGUCCUCUGUGUAGCAAACUAUUUUCUUUACCCCAGUAAUAGUAAAUUUUACAGUAACUGAGCAAAUCCUUGCGCGCUGAUUGGUCGAGAACUAUGGUCUAUGAUCAGAGUAUAGACCAUGAAAAUGACAUAACAUGUCACAUAGUGCGCGCGUGAUUUUCCAAGAAAUUUGCAGGAAACUGAAAAAUAUUAUUGUAAAAAACAAAUCGACCACAAUUUUCCAUGGACUACACUUUUACUGACCAUAGAAAUGACGCCAUAAAAUGUUCAAAACUUUGCAAUGAAACCACUCACCUGCGGCUCUUGGUUCCACUUGAGUUUUGAACUUUUUAUGACAUCAUUUCUAUGGUCUAUAAGAGUGUAUACCAUGGAAAAUUGAGGUCAGCUUGUUAUCUACAUGAAAAAGAAACCUUGAUAUAGCAAACAAAUUUUGCCAGUCCCUUGGCCCUUUGUUUUAUAGAGGUUUCACUGUAUUGUAGAAAAAAAACAAUUGGCCAGUAUUUCUUAUAAUUAAGUAAACAGUUCAACAGAAUCUCUAGGCCAACUUUCGAGGAGUGGCUGCUUGUACUUGUCCAUUCCCUAAGGGUGGCUGAUUUAAAAAUGUUCUACUGUAAUUUGAAAUCUAAAAGCUGUACACUAUUCUACUUUUAGCUACUCAGAAACCAUUUUAUUUGAUUUUUUGUUUUUGACAGUACAUCAUGUUUUAUGACAUGGGAGCAACAAGCACUGUGGCAACUAUUGUUGGUAAGCAGUUGAUAAGUUGUUGAUAUUUUGUGGCCAAACAUUAUAACAGACAAAAAAACUCUUAAUCCUUUAGUGUGUUUUUUUAACUUCUUGUUAGAUACAAUAUGGAAGUGCUUGCAAUAGCUUUCAUAUGAAUAGUCAUACAUUAACAUUUUCUUAUUUCUGGGUACAGCUUCAACAGGGUUCUCAAUAGAUUUUUAAGUAGGAGGUGAUCACUGAUAAAGUAGGAGGCUCUUCAGCUAAGCCAGAGGUGUCAAAACAAAGCAAAGAAAAGCGACCUAAACACAAAGUAAGCGGCUAUAAAUCCCAAAGUAAGCGGCGAUCAAUCGCCGGGUGCCGCCUUCUAUUGAGAACCCUGUUCAAAUGUUAUAGACAUCCCAUAUUUCUCCAGGGUGAUUGUGGGAGGAAAUCAGAGAAAUAUGGUAUACUUACAGUCAUCUUAGUGAAGUUUAAAUCUCUAUUCACAGGUUAUAGCACUGUUAAACACAAAGACAGAGGAAUUACAGAAACAGCACCACAGGUGGCCGUCAAGGGGGUGGGGUAAGUCAUGGAUUGCACAGUUAUUAACAUCACUAAUGGAUCUAGUAAAUGAAGAAAAUCACAAACAGUAAACAUGUAUUUACAGAUUAUUUCAAAUCCGUGUUCCAGGUUUGAUCGCACUCUUGGAGGCCAUGCUAUGGACAUCAGACUAAGAGAUCAUUUGAUCAAAAUCUUCAAGGUACUUAUUCAUGGAUAGAUAUAUAGGAUCAAAAAAGCAGCAAGUCCACAUUUACCAAUUAAUGACUUUUGGAAAUCAAACAUUAUCACUUUGAAGUAGCUUUUAUUUGAGUUAGAACCACCUUGUGCAUUAUAAUAUAUAGUACCACAGUAAAGUACUACUCAGUAGCUUUCAUUUGAUUGGUCACACUUUAGGAUUUCAUCCACAGACUGAAAAGCUAGAACCACCUUGUACAGCAUAAUAAACAGUACCACAGGAAAGUACUGCUCAGUAGCUUUCAUUUGAAUCAUGGUCACACUUUAGGAUUUUACCCAAAGACUCAAAAGUUAGACCUCCUUGUACAGCAUAAUAAACAGUACCACAGGAAAGCACUGCUCAGUAGCUUUCAUUUGAAUGGUCACACUUUAGAAUUUCACCCACAGACUCAAAAGUUAGAACCUUGUGCAGUGGAAGCAUGGACACUUUGAAAUUUAUCUUCUACAUCUUUGUAGGAGAAGUACAAGACACAGGGCGAUGUUACCCAGUCUCCCCGAGCCAUGGCCAAGUUUCUGAAGGAAGCUGCCAGAGUAAAACAAGUGCUUAGUGCUAACACUGAGAUUUUUGCACAGGUAAGCAUUAUUUUACGGAAUUUACACACAAAUUCUCCAAACCGAUCUCCCUAAAAUAAUAAGUCAGAGCAUUUUUUCCCUUAAGUGAUCAGCCUGUUAAUCCUCAUACAUCUUCUCUUCUUAAUGUAUUGAUACAAAAUAAUGCAUCUUUAGGAGAAAAUUGAUGGUUGAUAUAAAGUUGAUAAAGGUGAAACUUAUUUUUUAAACUCAUUGGUGAAAGAAAAAUAUUAGAUGUUGCCAUUAUGUCAAGAAUUUCUCCGCAGCAUGCUUAUGAUACGACGUCAUUCUCUUUCACUGCCAAGCCUAAAAUUUUUUAUGUCUAUUUUCCACCACACAGUACACCCUUGACAUUUUUGUCAUAGUAGCAUGUGGGGCAUAAUAAUAAUAAUAAUAAUAAUAAUAAUAAUAAUAAUAAUAAUAAUAAUAAUAAUAAUUCCUUUUUGUACCCUUGGCAGUAUUUAUAGCACUUUUGCUAGUGGGGCCGAGCAAAUGUCUGAAACAAAUCAUUCAAAUAUAAACAUAACAGGGUUAAGAAUCUCAAAUGGCUGGAGGCAAACCAGCUCACUAUUUAUACACAGAACCUAGUAAAUGUCUUCUCUCUUCCCACGAGUAUCUCAAUAGCUCAGUGGAGUAAAUCCUGCUAGUCCCAUGCUAUGACAUCUUUUCAAAUAUUUUAGUCACUUACGCAUUGUAAUGAUAUUUAUUGUUGAAUUUAGAUUGAGGGUGCUUUUGAAGAAAAAGAUUUCCGUGCCAAGGUAACACGAGAGGAAUUUGAACAGUUGUGUGGUGAUCUGCUUGACAGGGUGCCAGGACCUGUUGAACAGGCUCUCAAAUCUUCAGCCAUUACCUUGGUAAGUUAACCUUUUAAUUGCAGGCAACCAGGGAAGCGCGCAAUAAUAAUCUCGAGAUUCCUAUUAUGCAUGCACUGAUCCACAGUACAUACAGCUAUUUCGAGAAAAGUUGGGAGAAAAACUGUGCGCGCAACAAUCCCCAUAGGUAAUAUGGGAUAUGAUCAAUGCACUUUUCCUGAGACUGUAGCUGUCGAAUCUACUUUUGUUACUUUCUUUUAGCACUCGCAAUCAUAUGUCCAUGGCUUCUCGUGCAAUUCUUUGAAAUUUCUCUGAAAAACAUUAAACUCAAAAUCACCCACACCUUUUGGGAUUGUCUUGUGCACUUUUUCUGACAACCUUUCUUGAAAUAGCUGUAUGCAGCCAGCAUUCAUUCGGAGGUCUGUUAAGAAUGAAUUAAAUGCAUAGAAUGCAACCUUAUCAUGCGCAAUUUAAUCUUGUAUCACUCCUAAUCUGAUCACACAUCUUUUGCUUGUUUCUUUUGUGGGACACUUUUUAUGUGUAUAGAAACAUUUGCCAUUUUAAAUUUUUUAAGUGUUUGUGAUCAUUUCUUGUUUAGGAUGAAAUUGAAAGUGUUAUUCUUGUUGGUGGAGGAACACGUGUUCCAAAGGUUCAAGAGCUGCUUUUAAAGGCUGUUAAAAAGUAAGUUUUAUUCUCUUUCUGGUGCUGUUGACCUGUUGAAUGGAUGUUAAAAAAUAUUACUGUUGAUAUUUUAGAAAAAUGUGCUUUUUGUCCAUGAUCAACAAGUAAGAUCAGUGUCAAAUUUAAAUAACUGAGCACUGUUUUUCAGAAAACGACUGUAAUUACCAUUACUUCCAUAAUAAUAGUAAUAAUAACAUUGUAUUUGAGCAUUUGAUUUUAUUGUUUUGUUAAUGUGAAUUUCAGGUCUGAACUUGGAAAGAGUGUUAACACAGAUGAAGCUGCUGCACUUGGUAAAAUAAUUAUUAUCGGAAACCGUGUCCUUACUCAUGUUACGAUUAAAAAAGAGAUUCCUGGAAUUUACUGGUAUUUUUUGUUUAACCUGUAGGUGCUGUUUAUCAAGCAGCUGAGCUAGGAAAAGGCUUCAAAGUCAAGAAAUUUGUUGUUAAAGAUGCUAAUGUCUACCCAAUACAAGUUAGUGAGAAGACUUUUCUUAGGGUGCUUUCCAUGUGUCAGAACAGACCAGCCAGGCCAUUCCUGUCGUAAUGAGAAAUUCACUUUUAAUCAAAGCUAUCCAGCCAAAUCAGUCAAAUCCUAAGUAGCAUGCAUGAAGGAAAUAGUUUUUCAUAAGAAAAAACUCUCGAAAAAAAGCCAUGGUUUGGCCGGCCAAUUUUGGCUUUUGGAAAGCACCUUGUGUUGUUUUAGUUUGGUCUACAGCUUAGUACCAUAGAUAAAAACAAAAGAAAUAAAAUACGUAGAAAAUAUCCAGUUCCCUUUUUGUAAAUGUUGGUAAAUUUCAUGAGACAGCUUCUUUAAUGCUUUUCUGACGAAAUCAUCUUUUUGGAUUUUGAUUGCAGGUCUCAUUUGAACGAGUAAACAAGGCUGACGACGGAAGUGAGACUGUGAGACACGUCAAGCGGAUGUUGUACCACAGAAUGAACCUUGUACCACAGAAGAAGGUCAUGACGUUCAACAGACACAUGGGAGAUUUUAACUUCCACGCAUGUUACACUGAUUUAGACUUCUUGAGUGAGGACGAACUAGGGUAAGGGUCUUCGGAAGUAUUCUUACAUUCGUAACCUGUUUAAGCUAUUCUAGCCUGCGUAGCCGGCAGUUUCGUUAAUGGUAGGGCAAAGUUUUCCAGAGGCGCUUCCAAGCUGCGCGGAGAAUGGGGAGGAGAGGCUUCGGCACUCGCUUCUUGCGGUAGAGACUGGCAGAGCGAAAACAACUCCACAGGGUAAAGGCUUCCCAGGCUAAAGCUAUUCAGAAAGUGCUUUGUCUGUUCCACGUGCUGUUGUUUGAAAAACUGUCAUUUAUUACAAACUUAAAUAGUUUGGAAUUAGCCUGCUUAGCAACCGUUUCCAAUCAAGUUAUUCCGCGAAAGGUAGAGCAAGAGCGAAAGAAAUGGAAGAUCGAAGGAAGAGGGAGGGGAGGGGAGGGGAAAAGAGGAAACGUUUCCUUCUAUCCUCUCCCCCCUCCCCCUUGAGAUUCCUCUUUUGUGCUCUCGUUCCAACUUUCUCGUCAAACUCGUGCAGAAACGCUUGCUAUACAGGCCAGUUUGGCACUUAGAUAUGAUGUCAAGCGCACUGCUGAUCGUAUUUCUUGGCAUAUUCUUACACAGAAUGCUUGGAUCAGUGAACUUGACCACAGUCGAGGUUAAAGGCGUGGCCGCUGCCCUGGAUAAGCACUCCCCUAAAGGAGAAUCAAAAGGGGUCAAGGCAUACUUCAGGAUGGACGAGAACGGACUAUUGAACCUAGAGAAGGUAGGCUAUUGUGUUUUCUCUCGUGUUUCACUUGGUGCGCUGUCAAAAUACAGGAUGGGCUAUUCUUAUCCUAGCUUGUAAUUCUCGUAAAUUAGCCAUGUUGUGGGGUUUUUUUGCAUUAAAUGUUUAGGGGUGAAGUUUGUGCUAAACUCAGGCAGCAUAUAUUCUUAAGUGUUUCUGAAAAAGAAUUCGUUAAAAAGACUCGGCCAUUAUUGUUAAGGCAUUGAUGCACUGAAAUUUGCGUUUGGCCCACAUGGCCUAUCAAAACUGAAUUUUACGAUGGAGAAUCAAGCCUGAAAUCUUGUAAAACUUGUAAAUGUUGUGACGUCAUUCAGUAAUUACCUUCUGCAGACUCAAUGCAAGUAAGUUGUCUGUUUUCAGGUGGAGUCUGUGUUUGAAAAGCAGCCAGACGAGAAACCAGAGGAGGAACAGUCAACAUUUGCUAGUAAGCUCUUGUUCUUGUUCUUUUUAUCCAAUUCCAACGAUCGAACUCCACAAAUAUCCCAUAUUUUAUUUAGAUCUGCUGAAGACGUUUACUGAAUUGAAUGGUCGCAUCACAGGAUUUCGUCUACAGAAUGAAAAAGUAGAAAUGUAUUCAACGUCUUGUUAACCGUCUCUAAUUUUGCCGUCUCUAAUUUUUUAAUGUUAUUCAGAUGUUCUUUGUCGCCUGUUUUUCCCCUUUUUCCUGUUGCUUGUGAAGACUAAUCGCGUUCGAUAACCUCUGGGGGUCUUCCGGUUUAAAAGCAUAAAAUGGGAGGUGGGGUGGGGGAAUUUUCUUCUUUAUCCCUGCCUUUUUCCUGAGUUCGUCAGUGCUAAUCUUCGUGCGUUCGUUUAAAGCCUGAGAAGUCAGUAUCUUUAUCAUCUUUUGAAAUCUAAUUUUGUUUUGUCUGCAGAGAUCGGAAGUAAAAUUUCAAGUUUCUUUGGUAGCUCAAAAGAAGACGAGAACAAAGAGAGCAAGGUUGAGGUGGGUUUAUUUUAUUUCCUGUUGCUUGCGCUGUUAACUGAGUGGCGGAAAUCGGUCCUUCUCAUUGUGAUAUCAUUGGCUAACCAGUCAUAGGGGCUUUUGUCUUAAGGACACAAGGAGACACUGCAAAACAACAGCUUGCGCGUGCAUCACACUUUCUUGUACAUUUCUGUGCCGUCAUCGCACGACCAAGACGUGAAACGUCCUAAUUUCACGCUCUUUGGUAGACUACGAGUAGUCUCUCCUUUUUUGUUAGUCCGUCAAGCGAAACGCAAGAGAGACGGAAAUGAAUAAACAGAGCGACUGCUCGCGGUCUAGCUUUAUGGGGGGCAAUUUACUUUUAAGUGUUAAUUUCGCUGUCCUCACCGGCGUCGUUGCCUAAAAUGGUCGCUUUGAUUUGUUCCCUGCCUUUUUUUAGUCGUUUUCGUUUAUUCGCGUUGUGAGGUAGACGUAAUUCGUAGAAGAUAUUUGACCCCGAUCCGAACCGUUUGACGAUUUAAGAAUUUGCUUUCUUGAAGGAAGGAGAUAAAUCCGAGGGAAAAGAAGAUGAAAAAUCCGAAAAGGAAAAAUCAGCAGAUGACGAACCAAGUGUGAAAGAAGGCGACAAAACCGAGGAAAAACCAGCGGAGAAAGAAGAGGAGAAAAAAGAACAGGCAGAAGAAAAGAAAGAAGGAGAAGAGGGCAAGAAAGAGGAGAAAGAAGAGGAAAGGACAAGUGAUGAAGAGAAAGAUGGAAAGGAAGAGAAGAAAAGUGAAGAGAAGGGAGAAAAAGAAGAAAAGAAAGAAGAUACAAAAGAGAAAAAAGAACCAUCAGAUGAGCAGAAAAAAGACGCCGAGAGCAAGGUAAAAGGAUAGUUUCUUUGGUAACUACAUUCAAUGUACGAUUACAGAAAUUGGUGCCACCGGAGGGAAGCCACGCAAACUAUAUGACCCUUCGCUUGUUUGAAUAGGUCACUUUCCGAGUUCCUAAAACUCUCACUUUCAAAACGACGCUAAGUGCAAAACCUUUGUUGUGAAAAUGAGUUUUGUUCAGUUUGCGUGAGUUUAGAAAACUAUUUUCAUGUCAGUGGCUCUGCACUUAUCUUCGCUUCUAAACAGACGCUUGGGGCAACUCCGAAAUGGCCUGUUUUGAGAAAAAUUUGUUGUAAUAUCGAAAAGGUUUGAUAUCGUAAUACCGCCAUGAAUACCCAGUUUUUGUGGGCUCUGUGUGGUCCCACGUAAGACUUGAGAACCGAAAGUCUUCUUUAGUUCCUAUUUUACCCCGAGUUUAUACUUUAAUCACUACAGUGCUUUCCCCUCGACUUAUGGUAAAUUCGUUCUUGCUAAAAGAAUAAAUCUAACUCUGUCCUUCUUCACAGGAUGAAAAGGCAGGCAACAAGACUGAAGAAGCUAAAGCGGAAGAAAAGAAACCAAGCAAACCUGUAACUGUUCGUGAACCGCUCGAGAUGGUGCUGCAACUCGAGGAUGUGGCCAACACUUCAGAAGAUGCUCUGUCCACCUCAGUUAAAAAGUAUGAUUAAAAAAACGCCUGUGUGCGUAAACUGCGUUAUGUACGGUAGCAAGUUUCCUUGGCGAUUUUAGUGGAAAAAUACGACACGUUGUCUUUUGACAAGCAGAUAAAGGUCUUUUAUUUCACUCUGCACGUGUCCUACUAGAUUCUGGGAAACUGCGCACCUACCCCUCCCCCAACCCAACGUUAACAAUGACUUCUCACUAAGGGCAAAGCUUUGGUUAAACUAAAAGGAUAGGAGUGGGUGGUUAGUAUCCCAGAAUCUAUAUACUCAUUGCUUAUGAAUUUUCACACUAACCCCUCCCCUAACCCAACGCUAACACUAUCUUCUCACUUAAGGCCUAAUGUUAGGUUGAGGAAGGGGUGGGUGGGCGGUUAUCCGGCAGAAUCUACUGCACACAAUGCUCGUAAAUACUCCCACCUACCCCUCCCCUAAUCCAACGUUAACACCAGCUUCUCACUUAGGCCACAAGGUGUGGUUGGGGGAGGUGUAUGUGGGCAGUUACCCAGACUCCACACACUCAUUGCUAAAUACUCAUUUCUCCCAAGGAUCCCGCGUAAUGUAAAUGACAGUUUAGUUCUAGGGAGUGGAUCAAUUCCCUGUGCCCCCACCUUCUUUCUUUUUCCACUGCUUUCCUGUAAAGUUACAUCGGUUCCAUUGUUUUCUUCAAUUAGACUCAAGGACUUACAAGCACGUGACGAUGCUAAAUAUGCAAACGAACACGCGAAGAAUCUGUUGGAGUCGCACAUCUUUAACAUGCGCGAUAAACUUUCGGGUGAUGAAGGACAGUUACUUUCUACAGAGGAGGAGAGAGAAAAGAUUGAACAAGCUCUUAGCGAGGCCUCAGAGUGGCUGGACGACGAGGGCUGGGACUCGACUGCUGACGUAAGCUUAUAACCCUAAAAAAUUGCCAUGGUAACCGUAAAUUUUUGGAAUUGAGGACUUUCCUCUGCCAUGAUGGCAGCAAUAAUGAAAACAGCACUCAUUCUUUCUCCCUCUUUUCACUUGUUGUUUUGUCUCUGCCCUCACCCUCGUGGUUUCUUAAUAAUUCAUUAUUGUCUUAUUUCUUUUUUUUCCGGAGUAUUUAAGGCUAAAACAAAAGUCUUUCAAUGAUACGCAGCCGAUACCAGGCGGAGAAGCUGUGUAACUUGGUUCAAGCGCGGGAAAAUCUGUAACCCUGUAGCCAGUACAAAGGGCGGGAAAAUCUGUUACCAUAGCCUUUUUGUUGCCACUGACGAGCACCAUGCGGGAAAACGUGCCGAACCCGGCCACCUAAAUAGUUUUCUUAUUGAUUAAAUAUCUAAGCUAGGAAACUGUGUUUGCCCAGAGGCCAAUAAACCUGGUUUCCCUUUGUGUGGCGUGACUGGGAAAACGUUUGGUGGGUAUCUUCUCCCUGGAAAGUUUAACUGAAGAAAAUAUUACACACGUAUAUCUUACUCGUCCUGUCGGACAAGUGCUUGUGGAGGUUUUGUACUGUAGUCGCAUUUUUUUCACUCGAGGCUUCACAAGCGGUUGGAAAGUUUGGAACCGAAAGCGCAGGAAAUCAUAUGUGCGUGACCAUUUGUUCCCCCCAAAAAAUUUCAAGUCAGUAUUGACUGUCUAACCUAUGUCUAGGCUCGCCUUACCUUUUACCCUUGCCUUUUAGGUAUUUUUUUUUUCAUUUAGCAUAGUCCUAUAGAAUGAUAUAUUCACUUUCGCAUUUUCAGGUAUACAAUGACAAGCUUCAGAAGCUAAAAAAACAGUCAGUGGACUUCAGAUAUCGUUUGAAGGAGAACAAGGCCAGGCCCAAAGCGAUAGAAUUACUGAGAAACAGUUUAAACUUGUCUAGAACCUUCUUUGUCCAGAUUAACAAUAUUACCGACAAGGACGAGAUUUACACAAGCAGAGACUUGGAAGAACUCCAAACAAUUAUCAACGAGACAACGGUAAAUAAAUUCCGAGGAAGUGCGUCUCCACUGAAAUUAACCCCUCCGCCCCCUCCCCGCCAACCAAAUGUUUAAAAUCCCUUCCCUAACCGUCCAAAGUAAUAGACGUUCCGUUAACUGAAAAGCCUCUCCCACCCCACCCUUACUUCCUCCCCCGCCCCCACCACCCCGCCUCACAUAAAACAGAAACUUUUAUCACCGUCAAGGCCUCUCGUAAGAGAGAAAAUCUUCUUCUGCUAUCAUUAAGAAUUUUGCUAACAGAUUUGAAAAGUAGAUCACAGUCGGAACCAUGUUCUGGAACUUUGAAAAGGAAACAGAAAGAAGAUUCAUGAAGUUUUUUGUUGUUCCUUUGUUUGCAGGAAUGGCUGGAAGCGAACGUGAAAAAGCAGGCCGAAGCAAAACCUUCAGAUAAUCCCGUGUUGGUUGUCAAGGAUAUCGAAGCUAAACAAGGAAAAUUGGAUCGUGAACUGCUCUACGUGUUGAAUAAGGCCAAGUAUUACGUUCCAAAGCCAAAGGUCAAUGAAACAGGUACGAAUCACGUGUUCUUUACGUCUACAGUCACGUGAUUUGCAUGUGCUGCUCGACCAAUAUGGGGCGUACCCAACCAGUCUAGUAAAAAGGAGAUGUAUCCACGCUGCCAAUAGGGUUUCAUGUGAUUUUCAAAAUUUCAUAGUAGGUCGGUUGUUUCAUUUAAAUGAUGUAACCUUACUUUCAUUAGUUUACAAACGCGAAAGUUAGAACCACCUUGUACAUAAUAAUAAAGUACUGCUCAGUAGCUUUCAUUUGAAUGGUCACACUUCGGGAUUUCUUCCACAGACUCAAAAGUUAGAACCACCUUGUACAGUAUAAUAAACAGUACCACAAAAAAGCACUACUCAGUAUUUUUCUUUUGAACCGAUCAACCUUUAGGAUUUUAUCCAGAGACUCAAACGAGUUAGGUCUACUUUGUAUACAGCAUAAUAAACAUUACCACAGGAAAAUACAGCUCAGUAGCUUUCAUUUGAAUGUUCUUCCCUUCCUACAAUAUACUGAGUGUGUGAUUGAGAGACUAGCAGACAGACAGACUGACUGUCUGCCAAUCGAGCUUGAAGAGUGUCCGAGUGAUGGGCUGACCAAUUUUCUAAUAGACUCACUUAUUGAACGGUUUUUUACGUGUCCAAUUUGAUGGUGCUUAUUUUAAGCGAGUUAAUUUGUAAUUGUUGUUUUUGUUCCAUUAAAGCCUCGAAUACAACAAAACCAGGAGCUGAUGCAAAGAAAGAAAACAAAGAAAAACAAAGCAAGAAAGAAGACAAAAGCGCUGAUCAACAACAACAGACGAACGACAAGGAAGCGGAGAAACCUACAGAGAAAACGAAGAAAGAAGACGAAAAGAAGACAAACGAGAAGGUGGAAAAUCAGGAACAAACAACAGAAAAGAAAGAGAAAAGUGAAAGCAAAGACUCUGAGAAAGAAGAGCCAUUACCUUUACCAAGUCCAGACGACUCUUCGUCUAGUGAGCCCGCGGGAAGAACUACGUCCUCCGCGGAUAGCUCAAAAACACAAGAACAAUCUUCUCAAGAUAGUGAAACGAAAAAGCCAGCCAAUGAUGAAUUAUGAUAGGUUCUUUAUUAACUUUCUCUAGUUUGUAAAAUAUUUUGCAAGUUUUAAAAAUUUGAUGAAAUAACUUAUUGAAAAUUUCUUGCGAUAUCCACGUUUGCAAUUGAUUUAAAAUCACCAGUCAGCUGAGAAUGCAUGAAUGCAGCUUAUCAAGCGUUAUUGUGUUGCGUUACGUAAGCUGACAGCUCCGAUAGGUUUUUCACUGCCUCUACUACACUGUUGCUCAAUGGACUGUUUUUCUUAAGGUUCGAGAAGGUUCUUCCGCUGAUAUCAGAGGGUUUUUGUGUUUGUAUCCUAGAAGGAGGACGAACAGAGGCCAAAGAAUAACCGUACAAAUUGUCAGAAAAUGACGAAAACGACUGCUUCCCUUGCCGUUAGCGUCCCGAGGCUUUUUUGCUCGAUUUUUGGGUUUCAUCAUAUUUCUCCGAUUGACGGCCGAUUCUGACACGAUCAAUCCCGACAAAACGGCGAACAACGAUUCUUUGUGAAUGAAAUUGUUACGCAACUAUGCCUACCCAGUAGCUAUGAAGACUUUUACAGAACACGUACGGUUCGUGUUUUGGGGUAACCUAAUAGGCAGACGUUAUUGGCUUUUAUGCUUUAAACAUGGUUUCGAUAUGGUGCCAAGCUCUUAGAAUAACGAGAACAUGACCGCCAAGCGCAAUGGCAAAGCGUAAGCACUGGGAGGGUCGAGAAUGGUGUGGAAUUAUGAAUGAAUCUAACCCCAUAACUGACCCAUUUGGUGUUAAGAAAUAUACAGGCAAAUUAAGUCUAGUGAGAGUUUCUUCAUUUAAUACGAAAUAAAAAGCGUUCCUUAUGAGCAAGUUUCUCUACUUGUAAGGUAGAAAAAAAAUCCAAAAAAUAAAUACUUAUUUCAAUAUUUCUUUUAAUUAGCUCGACCAUGUUCAGUGAGUUUGUUUAAGUAAACUUUACGAUGUCACCCGAAAAUAUUCUGUUCCGUUGAGCUUCGCUUGCCGGGAAUCUG
Messenger RNA from Porites lobata, 16695 nucleotides. The record is from the annotation of a GenBank genome assembly. Lineage: Eukaryota; Metazoa; Cnidaria; Anthozoa; Scleractinia; Poritidae.